GCCCGCUUCUUUGUCAUCAAGUCGUACACCGAGGACGACGUGCAAAAGUCGCUCAAGCACGAGGUGUGGUCGAGUACGGUGCUGGGCAACAAGCGUCUCGACAAUGCGUGGCGUGAGAGCCAUGACAAGGGACCUAUCUACCUCUUCUUCUCCGUCAACUCGAGUCGUAACUUCUGCGGUGUGGCCGAGAUGAUUUCAGGUGUCGACGAGACCAAGACGUCGGAUAUCUGGGCGACCGACAAGUGGAAGGGCCUCAUGAACGUCCGCUGGCGGUUCGUUCGCGACGUGCCGACCAGUGCUCUGAGGCAUCUGCGCCUCACCAAUACCCCGGACCGCAAGCCGAUCACGACGUCGCGAGACACCCAGGAAUUGCCUUACGAUAUCGGCUGCGAGGUUCUUCAGAUUUUCCUGGACCACCAGCACAAGUCGAAGACGAGCCUUCUCCAGGACUUUGCGUACUACGAG
This is a messenger RNA of Cutaneotrichosporon oleaginosum, 465 nucleotides long. RefSeq lists its product as uncharacterized. The record is from RefSeq and is a predicted model, not a curated record. Gene Ontology annotation, cellular component: cytoplasm. Gene Ontology annotation, biological process: mRNA destabilization. Lineage: Eukaryota; Fungi; Basidiomycota; Tremellomycetes; Trichosporonales; Trichosporonaceae. Gene Ontology annotation, molecular function: mRNA binding; N6-methyladenosine-containing RNA reader activity.